Schistosoma turkestanicum is the source of this 276-nucleotide messenger RNA. The record is from the annotation of a GenBank genome assembly. Lineage: Eukaryota; Metazoa; Platyhelminthes; Trematoda; Strigeidida; Schistosomatidae.
UCAUCAUCAUCAUCAUCAUCAUCAUCAUCAUCAUCAUCAUCAUCAUCAUCAUCAUCAUCAUCAUCAUCAUCAUCAUCAUCAUCAUCAUCAUCAUCAUCAUCAUCAUCAUCAUCAUCAUCAUCAUCAUCAUCAUCAUCAUCAUCAUCAUCAUCAUCAUCAUCAUCAUCAUCAUCAUCAUCAUCAUCAUCAUCAUCAUCAUCAUCAUCAUCAUCAUCAUCAUCAUCAUCAUCAUCAUCAUCAUCAUCAUCAUCAUCAUCAUCGUCAUCAUCAUCAUGA